AUGGCUCCAGCGUCCAACACCGACAAGAAGACCCAAGAUGUGGCGGCGGCGUUCCUCUCUACUCUUCCUCCCUCGAUCACCACUUCCAUUUCACAGCAAGAGUCUCGGCGCCUUCUUUGGAAGAUUGACCUGAUCCUGAUUCCACUUAUCAGUCUUACCGUGAUUCUCGCCGCUGUCGACAAAGUCAUCAUCUCCAACGCCUCAAUCUACGGCAUGUCGACCGACACCCAUCUUACUGGCAAUCAAUAUUCCUGGGUCGGAUCAAUUUUCUACUUUGGCUACUUACUCUUUGAGUACCCCGCCGCUCUACUCAUGCAGCGUCUCCCUGUCGCAAAGUUACUCGCCGGAACAGUCUUUGCCUGGGCGGUACUUAUGCUCUGCACAGCAGCGACACAAAACUUCGCAGGUCUCGCAACAGUGCGCUUCCUCAUGGGAAUGGCAGAAGCACCGGCAUUCCCAAUCGCGUCUAUUCUGACCGUCAUGUGGUGGAAGACCAGCGAGCAACCACUCCGCCUAGCCUUCUGGUUCAACCAGCUCUCAUCCGUCUUCGCAGGGAUAAUCAGCUACGGGAUCGGCCAAACCGGAACAACGACCAUCGGAAACCCCUGGCGCCUCCUAUUCCUCGUCCUGGGCGCCGUCUCGGUAAUCUGGGCCGUCAUCGUCUACAUUUUCCUCCCCGACUCCCCAAUAAGCGCGUGGUGGCUCAGCGACCGCGAGAAAUUCGUCGCCCUCCAGCGCGUCAAAGACAACAACACAGGCAUGGAAGACAAAACGAUAAAAUGGCACCAGGUGCGCGAGGCCCUGGUCGAUCCCAAAACCUGGCUCCUCGCCCUCUUCGCCGUCGCCCAGAACAUCCCGAACGGCGGCCUCGUCACCUUCUCCGCCAUCAUCGUCAACGGCCUAGGCUACUCAAGCCUCAUCACCACAAUCCUGGGUAUCCCCACCGGCGUCCUCGCAACAGUCUGGCAGAUCCUCUUGGGUUUACUUAUCUCGUACCUCCCCAAAAAGUGGAACGCCCGCUGCGCCAUCAUCGCCCUCGCAGACCUAAUCCCCCUCGUCUGCGCAAUCCUAAUGUGGAAACUCCCCCGAGACAACAAGAACGGCCUCCUAGCCGCCUACUACGUCUUCUACACGUACUGGGCGCCCUACGUCCUCUGCACCAGUCUCCCCAUGGCAAAUACAAGCGGGCACUCGAAGAAAUUGGCGACCAAUGCGAUCUUCUUCCUCGCGUAUUGCGUCGGCAAUAUCAUUGGGCCGCAGGCGUUUCGGGAUAGUGAUGCGCCGGGCUAUGGGAGGGGGUAUACUGGGUUGCUGGCUUGUCUUGUUGUUUCGAUUUGCGCGAUUGGCGCGUAUGGAGGGUAUUGUUGGUGGGAGAAUAAGAGGAGGGAUGAGGUUGAGGCGGAGGCGGGAAUGCGCGGGCAGAGUGGUGAGGAUGAGGGGGGAGAGGAGUUUUCGGAUUUGACGGAUUGGGAGAAGGGGAAGUUUCGGUAUACGUAUUAG
This is a messenger RNA of Aspergillus mulundensis, 1500 nucleotides long. RefSeq names its product putative Allantoate permease. Gene Ontology annotation, biological process: transmembrane transport. The record is from RefSeq and is a predicted model, not a curated record. Gene Ontology annotation, cellular component: membrane. The transcript has a single exon. Bases 1 to 1500 code for a protein of 499 amino acids. Lineage: Eukaryota; Fungi; Ascomycota; Eurotiomycetes; Eurotiales; Aspergillaceae. Gene Ontology annotation, molecular function: transmembrane transporter activity.